UACUUUAAAAAAAAUUCUUAUUUGGCUUUUCAUUAAAAUAUCUGUUUUAAUUGAAAAUAAAAAAUGUAAAGAUCGACGCUCCACAUGAGUCCAAUUUGAGCCCUGGUUUAGAUCUAACGGUGUAUACGGCCCAGGAACGGACGGAGAUUAACCAUAGUUGAAAAUAUCUCCACUAUAUAAGAGCAAUAGGUGUAACCCUUUCUACUCGUGCUCUCACUCACUUCUAGGUGGAUUCUUAAUCCUCCUUUUCUUUAUUUCCCAUUUUAACCCUGUUACUAGGGUUUCAUUCUUCAUCCCCAUGGCUGAAGAGUACCGAUGCUUCGUUGGUGGACUUGCUUGGGCCACCGACAACGACGCUCUCGGCAAAGCGUUUUCUUCCUUUGGCGAAAUCGUCGAAUCGAAGGUUAUCCUUGAUCGUGAAACUGGAAGAUCGAGAGGAUUUGGAUUCGUGACCUUUGCAUCGGAGCAAUCAAUGAAAGACGCCAUUGAAGGGAUGAACGGUCAGGAUCUAGAUGGCCGUAACAUCACUGUGAACGAGGCUCAGAGCCGCGGCAGUGGUGGUGGUGGUGGAGGUGGAUACCGUGGAGGCGGCGGUGGAGGAUAUGGAGGUGGCGGUGGUGGAUAUGGAGGCGGUGGAGGUUAUAGCCGUGGUGGUGGUGGUGGAAGUUAUGGAGGAGGUGGAGGUCGUCGGGAAGGAGGUGGUGGUGGAUAUGGUGGAGGAGGUGGUGGUUACGGAGGAGGUGGAGGUGGCGGUGGAUAUGGUGGAGGAGGUGGACGGGACCGUGGUUAUGGAGAUGGUGGAUCUCGGUACUCAAGAGGCGGAGGCGGUGGUGGUUCCGAAGGAGAUUGGAGGAGUUAAUGUUGCUUUGAUUUAGGUUUUUAGUGAUUGAAUUUUAAUGAGAUGUUCUAUCUGUUAUAUCUUAUUGGUUAUUAUUGGUUAUUGUAAGUGUUUUGAUUUUGGAUUAUCCUUUGUGAUUUUGAGUA
Molecule: messenger RNA, 984 nt
Organism: Lathyrus oleraceus (garden pea)
Lineage: Eukaryota; Viridiplantae; Streptophyta; Magnoliopsida; Fabales; Fabaceae
Product: glycine-rich RNA-binding protein
Exons: 2
Coding region: 299-859 (186 amino acids)
Molecular function (GO): RNA binding
Source: RefSeq, a predicted model, not a curated record